UGAGAGAGACACACCGCAAACAAAUAUUUCAAAUUCUGAAAGCAGUCGGUCGGACUGAGUGAAGUGGAAUCGGAGCUGAAACACCCCAAGAGCGAUAAAGACUGUGGACGCGCACUGCGUUAAGAUGAUACCGGUGUAGUUGUGUCAAACACAUCAUAUUACGCGAUUUCUGAAACUGAGCCUGCGAAGCACUCUUCCCUUCAGUUUUUGGAGCGCAGCGGGCAGCUUUUAAUUAAGGCUAUUAUUUCCCUCUGAGACAGGCGUGUGGUGUAUGUUGCCUAGCAAUUACAAGUUAAAUGGUAUUUUGGAGAAGUCAGCAUUAAGAAAAUAAAUAUUGGAGCACCGGACCAGUCUCACAUCGGAUAAGCAAUACUGUUAUGAAGAGGGGUUGAGAAAGGACGAUGCAAAGGCUGUCAACGCUUUGAAGUUCGCGAGACCCGACCUCAAUCUCUGACCGACUUUCAAUCGGCCCACUGAAUUAAUUAUUGGAACCUGUCAUGUUCGUUUAAUGUACAUGGAGAAGAAGAGUUAUUUACAUGUAGGCUAUUAUUAAAACCACGCAAAACGCGGUACACUGGAAAGUCCAUUCGCUGGAAUAUAUAGCGUUGUAAUACAGAAGGAAAUAGACUACUGAACUACAUAGUACAACCAAUAUUUCCGAAGAGACGUUUGAAUUUCCUCUGAAAUGGACUGACACCGAUCAAACCAAACGUAUCUCCAUAAGAUAAUGACCGGCAAUUUAGAGGCUUAUUGGGACUUCAGAGUUGAGAAAAUGCAUAACGAUAAGUAACUGACUGACAGUUGGUGUUUCAUGUGUGCAAGAUUCAUUCCAAAAGUGGUGUGAUAUCCUCUCUUGUGAUGAUUGAGUAUCCCUACUCUGGUACAGGAGGCAUCUCGUGGUAACACAGUAGCUGCGGCAAGGAAGGAGUGGAGUUUGGAGAAAUCAGCAAAUAAACGCACAGAAACAAUGUGGCUGCGAAUUCUUCCGCAGGUGUUGACCAUCUGGGCUGUGGUGAUUUCCGGGACAACGGCUGACCUGACCUGCGAUACACUGCUACUGCUGUCCACCAAUCUCACUGCACGUACGUUGGCACUGGGGAAUCUGACCCUCACACCCAGCAAUGUCACUGCCGGCCUGUUCUGUAACAUGUCCAUCGAUCCCAUCGGUACCUGCUGGCCCAAGAGCACCGCAGGGGAGUGGGUGUUACGGCCAUGUCCAGAGAUGUUCUAUGGCGUCAAAUACAACACCACCAACAAUGUGUAUAGAGAAUGCCUUUCCAACGGGUCUUGGGCCGUGAAGGGCAACUACACCCAGUGUCAAGAGAUUCUCAAUGAGAAAAAGAGCAAGCUGCACUACCACAUAGCGGUGAUCAUAAACUACAUGGGACAUUGUAUCUCUCUGGCAGCCCUGCUGGUGGCCUUCAUCCUCUUUAUGAGGCUGAGGAGUAUCCGCUGCUUGAGGAACAUCAUCCACUGGAACCUGAUCACAGCUUUCAUCCUGAGGAACGCCACUUGGUUCGUUGUACAGCUCACCAUGAACCCUAAGGUGCACGAGAGCAAUGUGUUGUGGUGCCGGCUGGUCACGGCAGCCUAUAACUAUUUCCACGUGACAAACUUCUUCUGGAUGUUUGGGGAGGGCUGCUACCUGCAUACAGCCAUCGUGCUCACCUACUCCACCGAUAAGCUACGCAAGUGGAUGUUCAUCUGCAUCGGGUGGUGCAUCCCUCUUCCAAUCAUCAUUGCAUGGGCCAUUGGCAAGCUUUACUACGACAACGAAAAGUGCUGGUUUGGGAAGAAGGCAGGGGUGUACACAGAUUACAUCUACCAGGGCCCAAUGAUCCUGGUGUUGCUGAUCAACUUCAUAUUCCUCUUCAACAUUGUGAGAAUCCUCAUGACCAAGCUGAGAGCCUCCACCACCUCAGAGACAAUACAGUACAGGAAAGCGGUGAAGGCCACUCUGGUGCUGCUGCCUCUCCUGGGCAUCACCUACAUGCUAUUUUUUGUCAACCCCGGAGGGGAGGAUGAGGUCGCCCAAAUAGUCUUCAUCUACUUCAACUCCAUUCUGGAGUCUUUUCAGGGCUUUUUCGUGUCAGUGUUUUACUGCUUCCUGAACAGCGAGGUGCGUUCUGCGGUUAGGAAGAGAUGGCACCGCUGGCAGGACAAGCAUUCAAUCAGGGCUCGAGUGGCGCGCGCCAUGUCCAUCCCCACGUCGCCCACGAGGGUCAGCUUCCACAGCAUCAAGCAGUCAUCGGCUGUUUGAGGACCAACAAAACUCUGCUUUGGCUGAAAGCCCCCGUCUAACCUCUCACCGCCAACCACCCCUCCAACAUGUCCACCACAGCAGAGCACCUCUUCCCCUCUUCUCUCCACACCAACCGAGGGAAACAGCUACCGCACCGUGAUGGUUCACACAGUGUACACUUGGUCUGUAAUAACAACCUCACAGACCCCCUCCCAGGGGAGCGGUGACCUCUUUAGUCUCUCGCCUGCUGAUAUAUUGAGGUACGUUCGCUCAAUGCGUUCCCUCUGAAAGCUACGGAGGCUCAUGAUGACAAUGGCCAAACAAAGUAAUGUCAGGAGCUGACUUCUUGCCAAAAGGCAGCACAGGGUAUUGGUACAAUCCCUGUGGCGUUGGCAGAUUCAGUUGAGAGGUGACAUUUGAUGUCAGAUCUAUUUUUUUUCACCUGUUCGUCAGUAAAUUUAGUGUUCUCUUAUUGUUUUUUUUAUUCUGCAAAAUCCAGAAGUUGGAGUCCAUAUGGAUGGAGUUGGAGUCCAUUACAAGACUUUGAGAGUGGGAAGAAAAUGGUACUGGGGCACGUGCUUGUAUCAGUGUCAAAUACAUGAUACCUGUUGAACUGACCUGUUCAAGAUCAUAGACACAACCAUUUGAUUAUUUUUCCUUUGCAUGUUUUUAUUUUCUGUAGAAACAUUUUUGAACUUUGAGUUGGCUAUGCUUGCUGGCGCUGCAAAGGGAUUGACUGCCAUGGACCAUUCAUUUCAGGUCUGUCCAGACUACUGUCUCUGGAAAACAUUCUCCCUUUCCUUCCUGCUGUUUUUCUGAUGGAUCUUCAUGGAGACCCUGUUCCGAUGUGAAAUCUUUGGCCUCCAUUGAAGAUGGAUGCCUUUCCCAUUAUCCGUACAGCAACGACCAAGGCAUUGUGCACGCGGAAAAAGGGGACGUGACGUUAUCCAACACUGUUGCUUAUGUGAACGAACUGUGAAAAUUGGUACCCACUUGUCAAAGUAAUGUUCUGUUGAGUGAGGUUGUAAAAGGUGUUAAUUUUCAACUGGAUAAGCACUCCUUUAUGAAAGCACUUUUAUUUAUUUCAAAUUCCAAAAUUACCAGCACCGUAGUAAGACACCGUCCACUUUAGCAUAGCAUUGUUAAAAGCCAGAUUGGGAGAAAUGCCAAUUAUUAUUUUUUUUAAACAAAAGAAUUGAGCUAGAUAUGUUAAGGUCUGAGAGGAACGUAGAUGUUUUGGUUGAUUCAUCUCUACAACUUGCGUAUCUUAUCUGUACUAAAUCCAGUGGGUACUGGUAAUACUUUUUCUUGAGCCAUCCAUUAUGAAGGACCAUCAAAAAUCUGAUCCUCAUUCCAGAACAUAAAACCAUUUAUCAGAUAUUGUCAUGCACAUAGCAGAACUUUAUUUUUUAAAUUACACAUUCAUAAGUCAAAGUAACUAGGAAAAGAUGAACACAAGGUCUGGAAGAUGAUUGAGUGAAUGCUGACUUCUUGUGGUUUGUUCUGACAAAGGGGAAUAGCGUGAUGCAUAUUCAGAUAGACAUUAUCUAGACAGGACCAGUCUCAAAUGUAUUGCAGUAGGAUUCACCUCUCUCUCUCUGAAAAAUAUUGUGGGAGCCCUCCCAAAAAGCUUGUGAACUUGAAGCUUCAAUCUCAGGGUUCAGAGACCCAGUUGGCUUCCACACACAACCCCACACAGCACAGGAUGAAACCAAUUCAGACCAAAGUGCUACUUGGUGUUGUGAAGAUAGCUCGGCCCAGUAGGUAGAGCUGUGAGAGGACUGUGAGAGCUAUAAUGGCCACAGUGACUUCACAUCUGCCUCUCUCUCUCUCUCUCUCUCUCUCUCUCUCUCUCUCUCUCUCUCUCUCUCUCUCUCUCUCUCUCUCUCUCUCUCUUUCUCUCGCACUACACUUCUCUCUACCUCUCUCUCUCACACAGACCAGCAUGGUCCACUAAUUAGCUGUACCUGCAGGGAAGUCACAGCUAGUUUGGCUGACAGCUAAGAGCCAGGGACAAUUCAGGAAAGAGAGAAGAGUACCGAAGCCUGUAUCCUGACACUGUUCCCUGCUGUGCAACAUCUCUAUGAAUGAGCAAGUGAAUGGAAGAACUGGGAAUGAAAUGAAAAGGGCUUUUGUGGUAAAAGAGGCAAGGAUGGAAACUGAGACCAGCUGGGAUUUGACUUAAAAUGUUCCCCUGGCAUAGCUUGGGAAGUAGGGGUGCUGAGGUUGCUGCAGCACUCCCUAAUAAAUCUACAUUUAAAAAAGUAUAACAAAAACAGUGAAAGCACCCCCCCAAAACAUUGUCCUGCGGCCAUGCCCCUGGGCCAUAGUGCACAAACAGGGACAGAAAAAGGGAUUGUUGAUUCGCAGAUUGUCAAUCUUGUUGGUUGUUUUGAUGUUUUUCUUAAGGGUUUGAAAGGCAUAGAGUGCUGUUUUUCAUGUAUUUGUUCAUACAGACCUUUGCUUUUUUGGAACACAACUAUAUACAGUAUUUACAACGUCAUGUCAACCCAAAAAUUCUAUGUGAUGUUUAAUCAACGUGGAAAACUGAUUGGAUUUGCAAGAAGGGAUUUCUGUAUUUUUUUCAUCCAACUUUUAACCUAAAUCCAAUGAUAGGGUGACAUUUUUGGUUGAUUUCACAUUGAAUUCACGUUAGUUGACAACUCAACCAAAUUCAAAUGAAAACUAGAUAUUGAACUGACGUCAAUACAGUGGGUAUUCAGUUGAAAUGCAUCCUGAAGUGCUAACUGAUAUUACAUUUUGACACAUAAACAUCAUCCUGACAACUCAUCGAAAUCCAAAAUGACGCACCCUGUCACAAGACACUGUGAUUAUUUUGCAAACUCAUAAACAAAGCCAACCUUCCGUUGACAGAAAUGUCUAUAGGCAACAACAAAAAAAUGGUUGAUCUGAAUCCUUUUUUUCCUCCCGGACCCUGUUGAUCAUUGUCAUAAAGCAGUCAGAAUAAAAUGUGUGAUUUCAUUGGCAAUGUUGUUUACAGAUCGCUUUCAGUGAUAGUUAUAAAACGUAUUGUCAGACAGAUGUAUCUUAUUCGCUGAAACGAAUGAUCACAAGAAUCACAGAUGCCACUUCAUCUAUGUCUGCCUGUCACCUGUGGGCUCUGCUUUAUUACCCAGUCAGGGAUGCUACAGUCAUCUAACACACACCAUGUACUCCUAAACAGCCAGGAUACAUGAGGUUGUUACAUGCAUUAGAUUGGAGGUUAGUCUGGAAUGGAAUUGCCAAUGUAUGAUAGUGUUAUGCAUUCCAAUUCCAGGUAUCUGCCUCUGUCAUGAAAAUAUGUUACCUCAUACCAAAAUGAUUUACCCUGGAAUUCAAAAGCCAGUUGGUUCUCUGUUAUAAUGUUACAAGGACCCUGUUCUACAUCACUGUUUCCAGAUUUUGGGGACUUGUACUCCAAACACGAUGUAAUUCUAUUCUGAACACAUAUUCUAGUUAUCAUAACCAGAUGCUAUUGAAAACCUUUUCAAUCAAAUGCAGUAUUUCAGUAUUAUGUAGCAAAUUAACUUUUUGGCUAUUUUCCUUCCUUUUCCAGGAAACAGGAAUAUUUUCCUUGUUUUUAUAGGUGUCUCUCAAAGUGUGUCGCAGUCAGCAUACUUCUCUAAUUUAGUAAUUACAUUGAAAAUGGCUCUCAUUAUCCAGUAUACAGUACACAGACAGCUUCAUAAUGAAUUCCAGUUAUUUGCACAAAUGCUAUUAGUGUAGUCAGCAACACCCGUGUGAUCAAAUGUUUUCUUGUUUUUCUUUGCCAUUCCCAAAAUAGUUUGUGGUCACAAACAUCCUCCAAAGACACUAGCUAUCUAGUCAAUAGGCUGUUCUUAUUUCUUGCCCUAUUUCUUCAUUUCAAUAAGAAAUGCGCUGCCCUUUCGAUUGUUUUUGUUUUCCUUAAUUGUGCAGAGGGGAAUUGUCCGAUUGCUCUCGAUGCAGUUAUAGUUACUAUAACAACGAUGUAAGUAAGUGUUCUUUCUCGGGUAUGUACGUUGCGUUUGUCUUUAGUGAAGGUCUAAGAAGCGAAAACAUUUGUAUUUAUUUAAAUGUCACAGAAUUGUAUAUUUAUCACAUUAUUUAAAAGGUACAGCUUUUGUUGAAGGACACAGGCCAACAUUACCUUAUAAUGUAGAUUGAUAAAUACAUCUAAUUAUGUCCACAAUGUGUCUACUUAAGAUUUUGUAAUGAUGAAAGGUGCGAUACGUAGGUUGAUUUUCACUUUUGUUUGAUAAUGUUGCAAUUCAAUUUUCUUUCCUCUUUCAAUGUCCAAGAAGGAAAAAUUAUAUUUAUUAUGUUUAUGAAUCUACUUGUUCAAUGUUGGAAAGCGUUGAGGAGUUGUACAGAGUUUGUCAAAUAAAAUAAAAUACAUAGCAAUCUAAUAAGAGAAAUGUGGAGAAAGUAAAAAAUAUAUGGAACAGUGCUACUACAUAAAUGGUGCAUUAAAAUGUGUUUUUUUAACAAACCAAAAAAAUCUGUCCAUUCCUCUCUUCCAUAUGACAUAACU
Molecule: messenger RNA, 6755 nt
Organism: Oncorhynchus gorbuscha (pink salmon)
Lineage: Eukaryota; Metazoa; Chordata; Actinopteri; Salmoniformes; Salmonidae
Product: corticotropin-releasing factor receptor 1-like
Exons: 14
Coding region: 968-2260 (430 amino acids)
Biological process (GO): cell surface receptor signaling pathway; adenylate cyclase-activating G protein-coupled receptor signaling pathway
Cellular component (GO): plasma membrane; neuron projection
Molecular function (GO): corticotropin-releasing hormone binding; corticotrophin-releasing factor receptor activity; corticotropin-releasing hormone receptor activity
Source: RefSeq, a predicted model, not a curated record